AUGCAUUCAUGGACACAAACUACUUCUGGUUAUGAAGAUAUGUACACACAACACGCAAUUCCAAUUUUGAUUACUUGGAGUUAUGGUGUUAAAGAUAUUUCUGUUGAGGGAUCUUGGGAUAAUUGGAAAUCAAGAACUCGAUUGCAGAGAUCAGGUAAAGAUUUUACUAUAUUGAAGGUGCUUCCCUCUGGUGUUUACCAGUAUAGAUUUGUUGUUGAUGGAAGAUAUAGUUAUGCUCCGGAUUUGCCUUGGGCUCAAGAUGAAGCUGGGAAUUCUUACAAUAUCUUGGACUUACAUGAUUAUGUUCCUGAAGACAUUGGAAGCAUUUCUGGUUUUGAACCUCCUCAAUCAGCAACCUCAAGUUAUGAUAAUUCACAGCUUAGUUCUGAAGAUUACACAAAGGAACCACCAUUAGUUCCUCCCCACUUUGCAACUACACUGCUAAAUCUGCGUACGACAUCAUCAAAAAUCCAAACCGCCGAUUUUCCUUUGCACAUCACUCUAUUUCUUCUCAAUCAUCAUUUGUCAGCCGCCUAUUACUCCCAACAACAUUCGCCUUCCGUUCAACUGUCACGAGAAGUCUUGGCUUACCUCAUCUACUGCUCAUCCGCUGCAACCCCACCAGCCUUUACCGGAAACCCAAAACGGAACACCGUUAAGAACACCGAUCAUGCUACUCUCUUUAACUGCAGCUGUUUCCGAUGCUACACGAGUUACUGGGUCAGAUGGGAUGAGUCGCCGAACCGUGAACUCAUACCUGAAAUCAUCGACGCUUUUGAGGAGUGGUUGGCUCAGAGUAAUAAAGGUGGGAAGAAAGGGAAAGGGAAGAAGAGAGAAGCAUUUAAAAAGCUGAGGUAUUACAAUCUCCAACCCUAA
Molecule: messenger RNA, 876 nt
Organism: Vicia faba (fava bean)
Lineage: Eukaryota; Viridiplantae; Streptophyta; Magnoliopsida; Fabales; Fabaceae
Source: the annotation of a GenBank genome assembly